Mizuhopecten yessoensis (Yesso scallop) is the source of this 2289-nucleotide messenger RNA. RefSeq names its product protein arginine N-methyltransferase 1-like. The transcript has 2 exons. NCBI's taxonomy places the organism in Eukaryota, Metazoa, Mollusca, Bivalvia, Pectinida, Pectinidae. The record is from RefSeq and is a predicted model, not a curated record. Bases 191 to 1438 code for a protein of 415 amino acids. Gene Ontology annotation, molecular function: protein-arginine N-methyltransferase activity. Gene Ontology annotation, biological process: peptidyl-arginine methylation.
CCGGUUACUUACACAUGUGGCCGGAUUUCAUGCGUACUUGUAAAAGUUUUGUGUACGCAUGCAGAAAGAGAAACCUGCAACUACUCAUUAGUGCUUCCAGUUAAAUUCUGAAGUUUAAUAUCUUAACAAUCAAGAAAUUAGAAACGUUCAACAUCAAAUGAACUUCUAGGCACACUGAGGAACUGGAAGGAUGAACACUUCAGACACCAAUGAGUCGCCUGAGGAAGCCACUGCAGGCAGGGUCAGUAACUCCGCCUACUUUACAAGUUACGGUGACCUGGGCGUACAUGAGCUCAUGCUAAAAGACAAGCCUCGCACACUUGCAUAUAAAGGUUUCAUCGAGAAAAACUCGCACCUGUUUAAAGACAAGACUGUGCUGGAUGUUGGGGCGGGGACAGGCAUUCUCUCCCUUUUUGCUGCCUCUGCCGGUGCUAAAAUUGUCUAUGCUGUGGAGGCAAGUGGAAUGGCAAGUGCUUGUGAGAAGAUUGUGGAACAAAAUAACUUAAAAGAUCGUAUAGUGGUGAUCCAUGGCCGUGUGGAAAGUGUCGAUCUACCUGUGAAUAAGGUGGAUAUAAUUAUCUCCGAGUGGAUGGGAUUCUAUCUGUUCCACGAGUCUAUGCUUGACUCUGUGAUUGUGGCUCGUGACCGAUGGCUGGCUCCUAGUGGUCUCAUGUUGCCAUCAGUUGCCACUCUGUAUAUGAUGCCUGUUUCUAUGGAUGACUACAUCUGGGACCAUUUUCAGUUUUGGGACAAUGUUUAUGGGUAUGACUUAUCGCCCCUGAAAUCUACUGCCAUGAUGAAUGCCAUUCAGCAACCUGUUAUCACAACAUUAUCCACAGACGAACAGCUUGCUGAACCUCAAACAGUGGUGGAUCUGAAUUUGUACGAAACGACACUGUAUGAUAUUGAACAGAUGUAUGCCAAACUCAGUUAUAAGAUUCUAACAGAUAGCACUGUGCAUGGGUUUGCUGCAUGGUUUGAUGUGGACUUUCAAGGUCCAGCGGGAACAUCUCCCCAGAACAGCUGUACAUCUGUGACUCUGUCUACAGCCCCUGGCUCCUCCCCUACACACUGGAAACAAACUGUGUUCUUCUUACCAUCUGCCUUCUCUGUCCAGGAAGGGGAGACAAUCACAUGUAAACUUGAGCUAAGUCAGGACCAGAAAAAUAAGAGACAAUACAAUAUCUCCUUGGAGAUGGUUGAUAAGGACGAGGAGAGCGAGGAUGACUUUGACACAGGAGAUGAUGAGGAGAGUUCUAACCACCCUGUACCCUGUACAUGUGGAGCCUCACGGUGCCAGCUCAUCACAGCCAUUAUGGACAAGUACGAGUGUGAACAUGCCCAGCUGGAACAGGAGGCGGAGCUUGUGGGAGUUACGGCCGAGAGAGAGGCUGCCAAUGAGAUGAUGGGGGAGGAGUUUAGUCCCAACGAUUUAUGAGGGGACAAGAUUUGCGAGAAAACUUGCUGAAAACCUUUCAGUACCAGUAAGGGGAGAGAUCUCAAGAGUUCUAAAUGUCAACACUUCAUUGGUUCUUGAGAGAGGUCGAGAGAAAGAUUCGUGAUCAUGGAAGUGUGAUGUGAAUAUCAAUUCGUGACGGAAGGCAGAAUGUAUUAUUUAUUGUCAGAGGUCAAAAGAGGUCAGAGAAAGUGAUAGAAAAGAUGGGCCUUGCGAUUUAAAUUUCCAAGUUCGUAAUAAGUCACAGAAAAAACUGGAAGUUAGUAGGUGCUAUUUAAAUGUCAGUGGUCAAAAUGUGUUUGGAGGGGGGGUUGUUGUAAAAAAGUCAGGAAGUGUUAUAAUGAAUGUCAAAUGUGCUCAAGGAGUCACCUCUAUUAAGAGACAAUAUGUGACCACUUUAAAUAUUCUUCUUUGUGUCAAUUUCUUUAAUUUUAUUUAAUUAACCUGUAUUAAGAGACCACCUGUGUUAAGACACCACCUGUGUUAAGAGACCACCUGUGUUAAGACACCACAUUAUGGGCUUCAGAAAGGUGGUCUCUAAAUACAGGUUUAUAUACAGGUCUAAAUAAAGGAAAUCAUAUUAUAUCAAAUACUACAUACAACGACAGUAAAGCAUGGAAGACAUCAAGAUGAGUACAAAAAAUAUCCACACUAUGAAGUUAAAGCCUAUACAUGUAGCUUAGAUUGUUGAUCAAAUCACUGCUAGGAGGGCCUAUUAUGAAACUUCACUAUAAGAUGUAUGAGAGGAAUUUACUGGAAUAUCUUUAAUAUAUGAUAAUCAAUAUAUUCUUUAUUUUACUGUUUGUUAAAUAUUAAAAGACUUUUGUGUAUGA